AUGCUGAGAGAGCAAGGAUGCGCACAGAACAGGAGAGCGAUUUACAGCGAGCAGUGCGUCUCACCGAAGAAAGAGAGAGAGCCCGGCUUCGAAGACGGCGAGGGGAUGGCAGGGAAGCUCGCUGAACAAGCGAAGCGGAGAGGGAUCGAAUGCGAAGACAACUUGAGGAUGACUACCACAGAGGAGCGCGUUUGGCAGCAAACGCUGAUGGCCAGGGCUAAAAGGGAUGCUGAAGAGGAGGAAAGAACAGAAAUCAGAUUGGUGCAAGAAGCAGCAAGAUCAAGAAUUCGAAGGCAACAAGAAAGUGAUGAGAUUCGAGAGAUCCGACGAGCACGAGAUGCUGCGAGAGCAAGGCCUAGUGGAGAGCAAGAUGAGGCGAUGCGCCAACACCGUCAUGUCGCCUCAGCACAGCGGGAUCGCAUUCGAAUAGGCCGUGAGACAUCAGCAGACUCGACAAAGACGAAGAACCGUAGCUGA
Molecule: messenger RNA, 477 nt
Organism: Haemonchus placei
Lineage: Eukaryota; Metazoa; Nematoda; Chromadorea; Rhabditida; Trichostrongylidae
Source: the annotation of a GenBank genome assembly